Molecule: messenger RNA, 2139 nt
Organism: Lindgomyces ingoldianus
Lineage: Eukaryota; Fungi; Ascomycota; Dothideomycetes; Pleosporales; Lindgomycetaceae
Exons: 2
Coding region: 1-2139 (712 amino acids)
Biological process (GO): mRNA processing
Cellular component (GO): exon-exon junction complex
Molecular function (GO): mRNA binding
Source: RefSeq, a predicted model, not a curated record
AUGGCAGCCCCCAGGAAGAGAGCGAAUCUCGCUCGACGAAGGCGGUUGGACGACGAGGGUGAUGAUGUGUCGGUGGCAACUGGGGCUGCUGAGGACUCCCAGAGUGACAUCUCCGUCCCUAGCGAUGUCGACGAGACAGCCGAUGCAGACAACAGCGAUCUCAGCGAUGUGGACAGCUCCCCUUCGCUCACAGCAGGGAAGACAGUACGGAAAGUUAAUGGAUCACGAGAUCUCAAGGCUCGCCCUGACGUCCUGAGCCGGAGGGAGCCUUCUCCGCCCAUUGCUCGCUCUGAUGCCAAGUUCACGGCCACACGAGAGACAGAAAUGAUGCUGAAUGGGUUGAAGAUAGCGGGCAAGGGGCCUGAUGAGGAAGUUGUGGAUUUCGAGACCGGGAGUCCUGCUGUUCAACCUCUUUCCUCUACUGGCACCCCAUCUGGCCGGUCGGAGACUUUUACAGAGCGUAAACGGCGAGAGCAUGAGGAGUACAAGAAGAAGCGAGACUCGGAUCCGGCGUUCAUUCCCAACCGUGGAGCGUUUUUCAUGCACGACCAACGGUCUGCACAGGGUCAGAACGGGUUCCGACCAUUUAUGCGGGGAGGAGCACGGGGAAGAGGCAGAGGAGGCGUCGGGGGCCCCUAUUCGCCAGCAAACAUGAUGGUUUCUGGAUCGGAGGCUACUGAUGCCCCUUGGCAGCACGACCUGCACGAAACCCUCAUCGAUCCCGCACCCCAGUCUCAGCCAACCCAACCACAAGUCGCUCCUACGAGCGCUCCUGUACAGCCUGUGCCUAGUGCACCACACCUGACCGCGAAAGCGCCUGCACAUCCUACACCCAAGCCCCCCCAGACUCGUAACUUCUCUACGACUGUACAUACCCAUAAUGCCCUGGUUCGAGUAGUCCUUCCUGGAAUGAAGGCUCCCAUCCUCUUCAACAAUGUUCCUAUCAAGCAGCACACUCGCCUUCCGAACCAUCGACCCCCCCUUCGACGAGACAAGCCCGUCCGCAUCUCCCUUCCACCCUCCAUGCCACGAUACAUCUUCCCCACGGUUGAACGAUCUUUCAUCUUCAUCCCGCGAGCGCUGCGACCGAAUCAGCAAGGAUUUGGCAGAGGCAGAGGACGCGGCUUUGGAUCCUUUGGCGGUGGGUUCUCAAGCAGACGAACAAGUGCUUAUGGCGGCAGCGUAUAUUCUCCGAGCGUGGCCAUGAGCAGAAGGUCUUCCUUGGCAAGAGAGAUGGGGAGAGACAAUCUAGUGUCACCAGCAGGAUCUGCUAUGUCCCGGCCCGGCGGGUUUGUGGACAAUUCGAGACCUGUCGUCCGCCUGCCACCUGGAGGCCCCAAGAUGCCAAUGGGACCCUCCAUGUACUCUCCGCAGAGCGGUACGCCGGCCGGAAACAUGGGCACGCAACAACCUUACCCGCUUCCACAAAAACCGACGUACCGCGAAAAUUGGCAAGGCCAGCUCCCUAUGCAUCAACCUCGACCGCAAAAGGCCGUCUCGGUGGCUGGUAUCGAAUCACCUGCUUCGAUGACUUUCAAUCCGCCACAGCAACAAGAGCAACAACCGUUCCACCAGCAAGUUCCCACCCACAUGAACGGAGGCACCUCGUCCGCCGAACAACAAUCAUUCUACCCACACGCCCGCCAGCUCUCAUACCCUAGCCAAGCCUCCACUGGAACCCCCUUAUCCAACAUUCCCGAACGCGCCAUCCACGCCCCCGCCUUUCAGCCGUUCCAGCAGCCUGGCUUUCAGCCUCAAAACUUUGCAGUGCAGCCAGGGUACUAUUAUCCUCCACAAAAUGGCGCCCAGCCGCAGUUCUUGCCUCCCGGAGGCAUGGUGCCCAUGUUUGUUCCAAACCCUCAACAAGCUGGAUUCGUUAUGCCGAUGGCGGCUGCCACUGUACCCGCCGCACCACCUUCUGCCGGACAGGCGAAUAUGGUGGCAUACGAAUCGAACGGCAUGACCUACUAUGUGGAUCCUUCACAGCUCUAUGCGGCCGCGCCUCCUUUGGAGGGAUACUCGCAAACGAGCUACGCCGUCCCUGGCAUGGGCGGGAUGAUGACACCCAGCCCUGAAGGCGCAUACUAUUACCCCCAACAGCAAAUGCAACCUGCGGCCUUCUAUCAGCAACCUCAAUGA